Messenger RNA from Aspergillus aculeatus ATCC 16872, 1763 nucleotides. Its product is annotated as sterol homeostasis protein ARV1. Lineage: Eukaryota; Fungi; Ascomycota; Eurotiomycetes; Eurotiales; Aspergillaceae. Gene Ontology annotation, cellular component: Golgi apparatus; cortical endoplasmic reticulum. The coding region runs from base 1 to 1368 and encodes 455 amino acids. Gene Ontology annotation, biological process: intracellular sterol transport; sphingolipid metabolic process; regulation of plasma membrane sterol distribution. The record is from RefSeq and is a predicted model, not a curated record. The transcript is spliced from 3 exons.
AUGCCCAUCUGCAUCGAGUGCUCAUAUCCAGUCUCCCAUCUGUACAGCACCUACAGCCGUGCUGAUGACCGAUCAUUGGGUAAAGGAGUUCGCCUGACUCAAUGUCCGCGCUGCCAGCGCUUCGCCGACAAAUAUGUCGAAUAUGACUUUGUCGUACUCUUCAUCGAUCUUGUCCUGAUCAAACCACAGGUAUAUCGCCAUCUGCUCUUCAAUCGAUUAGGAGGCUAUGACAACCAAUUCGAUCGCUCCAUCAUCCGUCUCGGGAUCCUCCUACUCCUGUUCGAUGUCUACCUCACCUGGGCUCGCAUUGAGAAAUCGCCCUCCAUUGUCGAUACCUUCCUUUGGCGCGCCCCCGUCAUCGUCCAAUACCUCUUCUUCCUCAGUCUGAACGCGCUUGCGACGCUUGCUCAUCAUCUCACCAUCCGUCUCCUUGCCUCGAUCCUCGCCCCAACGCCCCGGGGUCACGUCGCGAAGAGCAAUACAACAAACAACACCGGGACAGAGGCCUCUCAUCCCUCCACCCCGGUGCUACCGUCAUUUCCAGCCUCCCAACUCUCCCCGGCUGCCACACCCACCCCUGCAACGAUCCUCAGCCCACCUAAGCUCAUCCCGCAGGGCUCAUCUUCUUCUCUCCAAGAUCCAGCAACAACAACAUCCACUGGCACCAUCACGACAGGCAGCGAAUCUCAAACCCCAACCCCAACCGCCCACUCCCCCCCUCCGCCGCCGCUCCGCCGCUCCUCCACCGGCCCCGCCCAAAACAUGGCCAUGAACAUCCCCAUGGGAAUGAAUAUCAAGCCAUUGCCCCCACCCUCCCCUGCAAGCCCCACCGCCAUCAGCACCGCGCUUCUCGUCAGCAGCUGCGCGAAGCUAUUUCCCAUCCUCCUCGUCAUCUGGGGCCCGGACGGCAGCGGCAACGCUUUCACCACCACCACCACUACCACCGCUUCGCACUCUGCCAUUGAUCAAAUCGGCAGUAGUGCCAGUACUGGCUCACCCACAGCUUUCGACAGCAUCCUCACUCCUGUCGCAGCAAUCACCGCCGCCAUCACAACAGCCACACAGACCUCCUCCACAUCAUCGUUAUCAUCAUCAUCGUCGUCACUUUCCUCCUCCCUCUUGGACAGUAUUGUGCGCGCACUGCCAGAGUCCGUUCCCACCGGCUAUCUCGCCGAGUUCUUCGAGUUAAUGGGCUCGCUGCUGUCCCUGGGUGCGGCGGAUUCGCAUCUUGUGCUACUGAGUAACAUUGAGGCACUGUAUAUCCUGCUUGGAUGCGGGUAUCUGCGGGCCGUGGCGUUGGCGGUGACGGGGUUGGUGGCGCGGUGGUCAGUCCAGAGAGUGAUCUUGGGGUUGGUCGGAGUUAGUUAACCUAAGCUUAACGGGAAGCAUCAACAAACACAGAUCCAUGCUUAUCUUUUAGCUCCUCUACCUCCACCUCCGUAUACGCAACAUACAUAUAACUCCCCCUCGCCCAAGAGAAGAAAAAUGUAGGAUACAAUCAUGAUGCAAUUCGCGAAUCCGCAUAACUCAAAACAACCUUCACCCGUGCCAACGAAAACCUAUAAACUAUGAACUAUACAAAACGUUCGAGAAACAUGAGAAAAUCCCUUGCAAAAUUCACGGGGGUAUAAUCCCAUUCAACCCUCCCCGCCAACCAAGCCAGGACGGGCCCGUACGUAGCAUAUCACCAACACUUCUAGACACCCACCCUGCCGAUCCACCUCGACAUACAUCAUACAAAGGCCUCACUUCCCGAACUCACA